Magnolia sinica is the source of this 1089-nucleotide messenger RNA. RefSeq lists its product as uncharacterized. Bases 1 to 1089 code for a protein of 362 amino acids. The transcript has a single exon. The record is from RefSeq and is a predicted model, not a curated record. Lineage: Eukaryota; Viridiplantae; Streptophyta; Magnoliopsida; Magnoliales; Magnoliaceae.
AUGAAAGCUCAGCGCCUCAAGUUAGCAUGGUCGAUCAGGUUCGGGGAUCCUCCUAGCCCGUGGGCAAAGCUCAUGAGAUGCAAGCAUGGUAGGGAUAUCCACGCAAGUGAUCAGGCGCCCCCCUCCUUAAAUCCUUCGCCAAUGUGGAAGAAAGUUAGGUCCUUGUUUCCCACUCUGUCGGAGUCAAUCCAGUGGACUGUUGGAGAUGGUGAUUUAAAUUUCUGGACUGAAAAUUGGAUGGGCAGGGGCCCCCUCCAACGCCAUCUUCCUUGUCCCAUCCCCUCAGACCUCUUGGAGCUGAAAGUGCAAGAGGUCAUGGGUAGAGCUGGCCCCUUCCCUCCAUCCCGAGUUUUCGCCCUCCGCCCUCAGCAUCUCAGUGAUGAAAUUAUUAACGGUGGAUUCUCUACUUCUUAUGACCCCCCUGAAUGCUUCUGGCCGCAUGAAAAGUCAGGUAGAUUUUCUAUGCGUUCAGCGUGGCAACUAUUGAGGUCUCCCUCACCGGCUCCUGUGUGGGCUUCAUGGAUUUGGUUAGGCUCCCUUCUGCCAAAGUUCUCUAUAUUCAUGUGGAGACUCCUGCAAAAUGUGAUCCCUGUAGACAGUAGAGUUCAAGAUAAAGGUGUUGCCAUGGCCUCAAGGUGUAGAUGCUGUCUCCAAGGUACGAAUGUAUCUCCUCACCAGGAAUCUAUCCCCUAUCUUUUCCUUUUUGGCCGCCAUGCUCAGAACCUCUGGAACUCUUUCGGUUCGAUAUGCGGUAUCCCGCCCCUGGUUCAUAGUUUUGUGGCGGGUAAGCUGAAUUUUUUGAGGAAUGCUUUGGCACCUGGUGCUGCACAUAAUCGAGUCUGUUACAUGUUGUCGAUCCUGAUUCUCUGGGAGAUAUGGCGGCCAGGAAAUAACUUUGUUUUUGAUAACUCCCCGAUGAACUCUGGGGUAUCAGCGGACCGCAUCAGAUGGUGGGCAAACAUGAUUUCCGGCGCAAAUUUAUCGGAGGCUGUUGGCUGGAAAUGCGUCAAGAGGCCUAAGAAUUCGGUUCCUGUUCACAAUAGGGCUGUUGCUUCCCUAGUGAAAUGGGAUAAGCCUUCCCCGGGAUGA